AUUUUCUGUCAAAAGCUUAUUUUCAAUAAGUAACUACUAAGUCGACACGGUACAAGAAAUGUCUAAUGAUUCCUGAUUAGAUUUUCUUCAUGAAUGAAACUGAAUCGUAAGAAGCACGCCAUUACCGAGACAAUUAAAAAUGUAGAAUUAUUCUGUGUUUAAGACCUUGAGCGUUUGAAUCUUAUAGCGAUGUUACAUAAUUUCAAUUCACUCGGACUCGGAGUGACUCGAGAUUUCCAUUUAAAAAUUUAAGCAGGGUCCCUCUAUGACUCUUAUUUUAGUUUAAGAUUGGUUCCCGCAUUUUCCUUAUGACAGUCUAUGCGGAACUGUUCCGGUAGUAAACACCGCUUUUUCUCUGCACAAAACACGCCCUUCGUAGUCUGUUAAGUUAUUGUGCAUAUAGACACAUAACAUUUUCUGUUCUUGGACUUUAUUUAUUAUUAUUUUCGUUUUGUAGUAAAUCAAAUACUUCAUUUCUGAGCUUAGUUGUGUCAACUAGAACGUAGAGUAAUAGGAAGUAUAGAGUAUGUUGCAUGCUUAAGUUGCAAUGUUUUUUCAACCAAUAUCCUACAUUUCAAAUUUCUUUGGCUGGUUACUCUCCCCUUUAUUUAAUUUUAUAAAAAGAAUAUUGCGCCCUUUUAUAAAAUGGAUAUUGAGACAAACAACAGGUUUGUGUGAGUUACAGAGAACUUGUUAUUGUGAACCGUCUGGUGCACCAAGGAUUCUUGGAAUAGAGGAUUCAUUGAAACAGUCCAAAAGUGUUAAAGUACAUACACUUCUUCAGUUUUUAGACCUUGCUGCUAGGGAGAAAAGGUUUACUUCUGUAGGUUCUGCCAAAAUCAUUCACAAUACUGUGGAAACAAUAUGCUUUAUUAAAAAAAUUCACCUUGAUGCUCAUCAACCAUUUACUAAACUGUUCGGAGAAUGUGUAUCCAUAAUAUGGACUCUAAAGCAGUUAUUACAUGACCUGGAGAAUAUUAGAACUACUGGUUAUGAUUCAUCUAAUAUAGAACAUGAAAAAAAGUUACUGGAAUUAUGGAAUCUUCUUAUGCCAAUGAAAGAGCUUGAAUGUCGUGUCAGUAAUUUGUGGAAGGAUAUAGGAUUUCAAGGGGAUGAUCCUAAGACCGAUUUUCGUGGCAUGGGACUAUUAGGACUAGAAAACUUACAUUUCUUUGCCAAAAACUAUCCAGAAGUUGCUCUUCAGGUGCUGUCUCACUCCAAUCAUCCCAUCCAUGGGUAUUCAUUUGCUAUAGUAGGAAUCAACUUGACUCAUUUAGCGUACAAUUUGUGGAAAGAUGGUACAGCCAAAAGUCAUAUAUAUAACAUCUGUUGCCAUCAGCUCCAAGUCCCUGGUCCUACACUACUGCAUUUCCACCGCUUUUAUUGUUAUCUUUUCAUCGAGUUUGAUAAGCUUUGGAUGGCUGAGAAACCGGCGACAAUAAUGGAAUUCGGAAGAAUAAGAAGCAACUUCGAAAAUGAAAUUCGGUUGCUGCUUUCCUAUCCGAAUUGUCUUUUCAAGUUAAAUAUUCCAGUUGAGCACGUGUGAAUACGAAAGCAUUCUGGUCACUCAGUUUAUCCAGGUAUCAAAGCUUUAAAAAUGUAUCCUGUUAUCAAAUCGGUCUUACACACACAAUUUGUACAACCA
Daphnia magna is the source of this 1645-nucleotide messenger RNA. Its product is annotated as ELMO domain-containing protein 2. The transcript is spliced from 5 exons. The record is from RefSeq and is a predicted model, not a curated record. The coding region runs from base 548 to 1546 and encodes 332 amino acids. Lineage: Eukaryota; Metazoa; Arthropoda; Branchiopoda; Diplostraca; Daphniidae. Gene Ontology annotation, molecular function: GTPase activator activity.